Molecule: messenger RNA, 3372 nt
Organism: Exophiala aquamarina CBS 119918
Lineage: Eukaryota; Fungi; Ascomycota; Eurotiomycetes; Chaetothyriales; Herpotrichiellaceae
Exons: 1
Coding region: 1-3372 (1123 amino acids)
Source: RefSeq, a predicted model, not a curated record
AUGUUGAGCUCCUUCGUCCAAAAGUUUAUUGACCAGUCCCCUCUCGCGGUCAUCAAUGACAACCGUCCUUCCAAGGCCGCGCUGUUUCGAGAGCAGUUCAGACUUCCUGCCGGGCAGAAUCCCCUCCACGAAAUAACAGCGGAACUCUUCCUCCCACUCCCUUCCACUGCUGGACUACCCGUCACGUCAGGAGACAAGUCUAGAGAUUAUGGCAAUAAAUACAGUGGAGAGUUGCACCUAAGUGAACACUUUCUCUGCUUUUCCACCAUUCGCACCAGUUUUCUUCCCUCCGCAAGCAACAGUGCCUCGACCUCGUUCACCGGUCCAACCCAGGGCUCUGGACCUGGUGGUCAUGGAUUUACCCUCCCCCUCUGUUCUAUUCGCAGAGUCGAGAGGCUCAAUAGCAGUCAGGAUAAGUUCUCGCUUGCUCUCACGACGCUAGAGUCCAUCCAGAGGUCGACCACAGAGAAAUCCAAGGCUUUACACCCUCCCCCUCGAAAGUUGAUUCUGAAUCUGGAUGGGAGCCGUGUCGCCUGUGAACGAUUCUGCGAUGGCCUGAAGAAAGGUUUAAGGGAGGGGAUGAAAGAAGCCGAUGUCUUACGUGCCGUUGUGGCUCAGUGCUAUUCAGAGUAUCUCUUAGAUCCGGCAAGGAUCAGAUCAAAGGAGGAGGGCACGCAACCACCAGAGCCCCCAGACACUGGCCUUGGGAUACUCUUUCGGUAUCCUGGAGAUGCACGGAAAUUGAGAGACCGGAGCAAGAUAAGACUAUGGGGUGAGUACAUGCGAGAAAACGGCCGAAAUGCCACCAUAGUCCGCCAGCCCACCUUCCACAAGCUUAUACGUGUUGGUUUGCCCAAUCGACUUAGAGGCGAGAUAUGGGAGGUAGCCUCGGGCUCUUUCUAUACUAGAUUAAGAAAUCCACAUAUGUACAAUAAGGUACUGGAAAAAUUUGACGGCAAAGGAUCCUUAGCCAUCGACGAGAUCGAAAAGGAUUUGAAUCGAAGCCUUCCAGAAUAUCCCGGCUUUCAAAGCGAAGAGGGCAUUGGCCGGCUGAGACGCGUUUUGACAGCAUACAGCUGGACUAAUGAAGAAGUCGGCUAUUGCCAGGCUAUGAACAUUGUCGUGGCUGCACUUCUGAUCUACAUGUCGGAACCUCAGGCCUUCUUCAUCCUUGGGGCCUUGUGCGACAGGCUACUUCCAGGCUACUACUCUAAAGACAUGUACGGCACCCUUCUAGACCAACGAGUCUUCGAAAAUUUGGUAGAGAAGACCAUGCCUGUUCUGUGGGAACACCUAGUCAAGUCCGACGUCAAUCUAUCGGUCGUCUCGCUACCAUGGUUUCUGUCUCUGUACAUAAACUCUAUGCCCCUUGUUUUUGCCUUCAGAGUUCUGGAUGUGUUCUUUCUAGAAGGCCCAAAAGUUCUUUUCCAAAUCGGCCUGGCUAUUCUGCGGAUAAACGGCGAAGAAUUGCUCGAUGUUACCGACGACGGUACCUUCAUAUCCAUCUUGAAGAAUUACUUCUCAAGACUCGACGAAUCUGCCCACCCACAUUCCGAAAAUGAGAAGUUGAAAGCAAUCACUAAAUUCCAGGAAUUAAUGGUGACAGCAUUCAAGGAGUUUGCUGGUGUUACUCAUGCCAGUGUGGAGGAACUUAGGGCGAAGCAUAUUGACCAUGUCAAAGAAGGUUUAGCAACGUUUGCCAAACGUACCUCCAUCAGAAAUCUUGGUCCAGAAAGCAAAAAGUUAAGCCCUGAAGAUCUCAGUGUAAUCUACGAUCGCUUCUUUGGUGUCCUGUCUGAGAGGCAGCAACGUUCAAAGGCUAGAGAGGAGGAGAGGAGGAAGCAAGAGCACCAGAGGCUUCGUCCCAGCAUAUUUUCUCAGCACUCACACCACAACCAUGACGAACCCUCCCAAAAUAUUUCACCCCUUCAAACUAUGGAAUACGAUGCUUUCCGCGAAUUUUUAGCCAACACUGCCAAGUGGGCAGUGACAGAUUCCCCCUCCUCUCCAGCGAAGGAAAUCGCGAGUCCUAUGGCAAGCCAAAGAAAAAGAAGCAAGACUAUCACACAGUGGGGUUCUGGUCCCGAACCUGCUGAUCACGAUUUCAUGCAAAGGUUGUAUGGCAAGUGGGACGAAUCCCAUCAAGGUUCUAUGACAUUGCAACAGUUGGUUCGUGGUCUGGCACAAUUCAAGGGCACUACAGAUAUUAUGAAUUCCAUGAGUCUUUUCUUCGAUCUUUUCGAUGACGAAGGCACUGGCAAGGUCGACCGUGAAGGUAUCUUGAGGAUGUCAGAGUCUCUUCUGUUCCUUUCUAGGCGGGGUUUCGACGGAACCAUCAACGCAUCUGAAUCUAACGGAAUGACCCCAGUUUCAGCUGCUCCUGAUUCGAAGGAAACCUUGAAAAUGAGCACAAAUGAGAAGUUCUUGGGUUCUGUCAGCGCAUUCAUUCGGAGAUGUUUCGAGUAUGCCGAUCCAGACCAACCAAAUGAUGCGGUUGGAGAAACGACGUCAAACCUGGAAGCUACUACCCUCGACUCCUCCGGCCAAGAUGAUUUGUUGGACCUGACCGAAAUAAAGUCACACACCAAGUCUAUUGCUUCGCCACAGAUCACCAACAGUGAUCCCUUGUCUCCAUCAACUCCGCCAGGAACACCCUCUCUCUCUCUUCCAAAUCAGAGUAAACGAAAUAGCUCUUCCAGGGCUGCAUCACAUAACCUUGCAUUGGACCCCAAUAAGCCCUUACAUAUUACCUUGCCUACAUUUCGGAUGGUGAUACUAGCAGAUGAGCUUCUUGAACAGUUCUUCGAAACAUUCUUCCCUCAAUCUUUCCGUCUCAGCGACUCACCAAAUGCAAGCACUGUUUCAUUGCCGUCUAGCACCUUAUCUGGCAAUCUCACUACAUUUAGCAGUUUUGGAACCCCAGUCAAGAACCUCAUCAAUGGAGCCUCUACCAAGACCGUGAUUGAUGUCGGAACCGCUGGUGGUGUAGUGGAACCUGGAUCUCGAGGGCUGCGCGGCGUAUUGGACAACAUUGUCAAUGAUGGAAUGCGCAUGGCGGCUGAGAUGAGAAAGAGAAUGGACGAAGCACAAAAGGAAUAUGAACGACAAUUAAAGGAACAAGGCCAAAGACCAUACAGAGACGACGAUGACGAUGAAGAGGAUGACGAAAAAGGGACGGAGCUGGGCAAGAGAGACCAGGAGCUUUUGGAAGGCGCAGAGGUAGCGAGUAUAAAGACUUACAGGAGUGAUGACAACACCAGAAGUCGGGCCCAGAGUUCGGUCGGUAAUGCUAGUGGAACGCUGAGUGGAAAGGACAGCCACGGCGUGAGUAUAUUGGAUAUGGACGAAAAUCCAAAGAGUAAAGGGGAUUGA